GAUGAAACUAAAACCAUCCGAGCUCAGUAGCCGGAAUCAUCUUCUCAACCCACAACCACCCAAACUUACACACUCCUCACCAAAGCUAAACACAGUCUGGCCAAACCUACAUCCCACCGCAGUCAUGGUUGUGUCAUCGUGGCGACCGCCCGGAUUCAAAUAUAAGAGGAGUUGAACAACAAGUAUUGUCUCCCAACAAUGACAACCAAUCCUGGUCCAAAGAUACAUACAUCAUAUUCUGACAUCCGAACCAUCAACCAUGCCGAACCCAAGUCUAAGUUACGGAAAUGGCAUGUCAUCCGGAGCUAAAUCCCGGAAUACCGCCUUCCUAACCAUGUUCGCGGUUAUCUCCGGCGCCUUGCUCACAUUUCGGAUGCAGUCGCCAAGCAAGGAGCAGAGGUUCUCCCCUGAGGGAGACCAACAGGCUAUUGAUGGGGAGAAUAAGCUUGGACGUUCGAUGUUCGUUUCGGACGGGGAUCGGGAGGCUGUUAGGGGCGGGAAGCCUGGAGAACCGAAGGUUGGUCGGGCGCCGCAUGAGGGGUUGGGUGGGCGGUGAUGGUUGUAUAUGAAUGUGUGGGUUGCAUGAGGGGGGGCUUUGUCAUGCAUGGGCAUGUUGCAUAACGUUGUUGUUUCUUCGUUGGGCAUGAGAAGUAGGGCAUGUGAAAUAGGUCUGGUACCUUGUACUUGUACAUUGCGUUUGUUCUGGUGAUGCAUAGAAGUUUAAUUUUCUUGGAUUUAUCAAACGCAGGCUCAUUAUUCUAUCCUGGUUCUCCGUGAGUCCUUAGGAGGUUCUCAACUAAAAUUACUUCUCCGCGGCAUCCUCCUUCAGCACCCGGGUUGAUACUAGUGGACUCUCGUCCAAGAUCCGCGUGAAGUCAUGAGCGUCGACACAGGCCUGACGCGAGUUGAGCACGCUGGGCUCAGCGCGCCUGAAGACGUCGUUCUCGUAGACGUCCAAUGCAUCUCGCAGUGCUUGUGUCGACAAGGAUC
Molecule: messenger RNA, 990 nt
Organism: Aspergillus neoniger CBS 115656
Lineage: Eukaryota; Fungi; Ascomycota; Eurotiomycetes; Eurotiales; Aspergillaceae
Exons: 2
Coding region: 260-556 (98 amino acids)
Source: RefSeq, a predicted model, not a curated record